Molecule: messenger RNA, 957 nt
Organism: Cuculus canorus (common cuckoo)
Lineage: Eukaryota; Metazoa; Chordata; Aves; Cuculiformes; Cuculidae
Product: syntaxin-1B
Exons: 10
Coding region: 57-923 (288 amino acids)
Biological process (GO): exocytic insertion of neurotransmitter receptor to postsynaptic membrane; intracellular protein transport; vesicle fusion
Cellular component (GO): SNARE complex; plasma membrane; endomembrane system
Molecular function (GO): SNAP receptor activity; SNARE binding
Source: RefSeq, a predicted model, not a curated record
CGGACCCCAAAGAGCCCCCCGAAAAGGGCUGGGGGACCCCCGAACCCCCCCCCGACAUGAAGGACCGGACCCAGGAGCUCCGCAGCGCCAAGGACAGCGAUGAUGAGGAGGAGGUCGUCCACGUCGACCGCGACCACUUCAUGGAUGAGUUCUUCGAGCAGGUGGAGGAGAUCCGGGGGUGCAUCGAGAAACUGUCGGAGGAUGUGGAGCAGGUGAAGAAGCAGCACAGCGCCAUCUUGGCCGCCCCCAACCCCGACGAGAAAACGAAGCAGGAGCUCGAGGACCUCACGGCCGACAUCAAGAAAACGGCCAACAAAGUGCGCUCCAAGUUGAAAGCCAUCGAGCAGAGCAUCGAGCAGGAAGAAGGCCUCAACCGCUCCUCUGCCGAUCUCCGUAUCCGGAAAACUCAGCAUUCGACGCUCUCCCGGAAGUUCGUGGAAGUGAUGACGGAGUACAACGCCACUCAAUCCAAAUACCGCGACCGCUGCAAAGACCGAAUCCAACGGCAGUUGGAGAUCACCGGAAGAACGACCACCAACGAGGAGUUGGAGGAUAUGUUGGAGAGCGGGAAGUUGGCCAUCUUCACCGAUGACAUCAAGAUGGACUCUCAGAUGACCAAACAGGCGCUGAACGAGAUCGAAACGCGGCACAAUGAGAUCAUCAAACUGGAGACGAGCAUCCGCGAGCUCCACGACAUGUUCGUCGACAUGGCCAUGCUGGUGGAGAGCCAGGGGGAGAUGAUCGACCGCAUCGAGUACAACGUGGAGCACUCGGUGGAUUACGUGGAGCGCGCGGUGUCCGACACCAAAAAAGCCGUCAAGUACCAAAGCAAAGCGCGACGGAAGAAGAUAAUGAUCAUCAUCUGCUGUGUGGUGUUGGGGGUGGUUUUGGCCUCUUCCAUUGGGGGCACUUUGGGGUUGUAGGGACCCCUCCCCCCUCCCCCCUCCCCCCUCCCCC